This is a messenger RNA of Lucilia cuprina (Australian sheep blowfly), 2304 nucleotides long. RefSeq lists its product as uncharacterized. NCBI's taxonomy places the organism in Eukaryota, Metazoa, Arthropoda, Insecta, Diptera, Calliphoridae. The record is from RefSeq and is a predicted model, not a curated record. The coding region runs from base 123 to 2045 and encodes 640 amino acids. The transcript has 6 exons.
UUAAAAGAGCAAUAGGUAAAGAGAGAGCUCGACUUCAAGAAAUUUUAGAUACAAAUAGCCAGCAAAUUCCGGUUGAGCCCGCAUGUUCCUCUCAACAAGUGGCAGAUUCCUACAAUUUUGAUAUGGAAUCAACAUUAACCCUUCGGGAGAAAUUAAAAAAUUGGUUCGUCCAAUACAGCCCGUCAGUAAAAUGCUGCAAUAGUCUCCUGAAAAUUUUAAAUGAAGAAAAUAUGGAUGUCCCUUCUAGUGUUGGCGGUCUAAUAAAACGCGAGGAUAAAUGUGUUGUGCGAACCGUCGCUCCUGGGAACUACAUCCAUAUUGGACUUGAAAAGCAAUUACAAAAAAUAACUAAGUUAUUGUUGCAGCAUUCUACUGACGAGCUGCUAUUAGAUAUUGGUAUUGAUGGCAUACCACUUUUUAAAAGUUCUGCCAUUGGGUUGUGGCCUAUUUUUUCCAAAAUUGUGGAUGAGCCACAAGUUGACGUCUUUUUAAUAGGAACAUAUGUAGGUAAAGGAAAGCCAGUAAGUGUAAACGUUUUUCUUCACGAUUUUGUUGAAGAACUUAAAUCCUUGAGUAAUUUCAAAAUAAGUAACAGGACAUUUAAAAUAAAGAUCCGAGCUUUUGUAUGUGACACUCCCGCAAGGUCAUUUCUUUGUGGCACAAAGGGCCACAAUGCGUUAAACGGAUGUCAUAGGUGUAAACAAGUAGGGACCCGGAUUGGACACCGAACAGUAUUUUCGGAUUCUGUUGGCCCUCGACGGACUGAUCAAAAUUUUAGAAAUAGAAGUGAUAUAAGUUAUCACAAAGCUUUUGAUAUGGAAGCUGAGUCAAUUUUAGAAAAUUUUCAAAUUGGAAUGGUCACACAGUUCCCUUUGGACUGUAUGCACCUACUUGAUUUAGGCGUAACCAAAAAAAUCUUAAAUCUCUUAAUAACUAAUAAAACUAAUCAAAAAUUUUCGCCGUCCACCAAAGCUUCUUUCUCAAGUGUUCUCGUUUCAUUUUCAAAUUUCAUAUCAAUGGAAUUUGCAAGGAAACCAAGAACAUUUGAUGAAAUCGCUAGGUGGAAAGCAACGGAAUAUAGGCAAAUUGCUCUGUAUACAGGAAUUGUGUUACUCAGAGAUUUUGUAGAUUCCGAAUUUUAUAACCAUUUUUUAUUAUUUGUUGUAGGUUAUAGAAUAUUUGUUGGCUCAGAAAUAUUUAGCACAAACAUAACUCACACACAUGCUAAUGAAAUGUUCGAAGAGUUUGUGAAAAAGUAUUCAAUUUUUUAUGGAAAUCUUUCCUAUAAUAUACACAACAUGCUUCAUGUGGGAGAAUGCUACAAAAUUUAUGGAAACAUCAUGAGUAUUUCCGCUUACCAUUUUGAAAAUUUUUUGCAAAAAAUUAAACGAAGCGUAAAAAUGCCCAAGCAUAUAGAUAAACAAAUUUUCAAUAAUUUUUCGGAAACCUCUAUUAUUUUGCCUCAGGAAAAUAAAUUUGUCAAAAAGAAUAAAAAUGUUGCAAAAAUGAGUAAAUGUAACAAAACUCAAUCUUCAAACAAUGGACAACUAAUUCAAAUGAUCGAAACCAUGCAGAGGAAGCUAGACAUUUUAACUGAAAAUGAUAUUAUAUUAAAAAAACAAAUGAAAGAAAACCAUGAUAUAUUAACAGCCCAGCUCACACGAAUCCAAAAUCAUAACGACUUGUUUUUAAAUACUCUCUGUGAAAAUACGAUCGCUAUUAAAAAUACUUUAAAAGAUAAGAACCCGAAACAUACAAAAAUGUUUCCAAUAUCAACCCUAAAAGAAUUGAAGCAGUUGGAGGAAAACAUUUGUGAUGAAAAUGAAAAAGAAUAUAUUUCUUCCGUAAGGGCAAUUACUGGAAACCGUGGAUUGAUGAAAGGUCUGUCCGAUAUUAUAUCGCCAAAACUUCUUGUAGAUUUCAAUGUCGACGGAAGCCACAACAAGGAGCGUUUUUUAAACUUCCCCAGACUAGUCAACGUUUUAUUUCAUGGUACCUAUGACGAAAAUUUCACAGAGAGAAGCAAUAAAAUUAGCAAAAAAUAGAUUCUUUAAAGAAAAAAGAUUAGCUAAAAUGAAUCCUCCAACAGAAAGCCAUAAUAAAUCUAAAAAUGAAAAUGAUUUCGAAGAUGGACUUCAAAAGCAAGUUAACGUAUUAUUAUCAAAUUAUCCUUCAAUUUUCUAAAAAAAAAUAUUAACAUAAUAACCAUUAACUUUUUAGUUUUAAUUUAAAAAUGGUUUGAAAAAGUGAAUUGUACCUGUUUAUUUUUAGUUUUUUAAUAAAAUAUAAAAGUAUUAUUUUUGU